GUGGUCACCUUCAUACGUACAGCUCAGUUUAGGCUCGGGAAGAAGGAAUAAAGAUAACGUGAAGAAGGGUGUUUUGGUGUGUGAUACACGAACCAGAGUAUAGUGAAGCCAAGUGCAAAGAGAUUCUUGCAAGCGUAGUGGCGACAUGGCGGGUGUGGUGCUCGCGACGGCGGGCUACGACCACACCAUCCGCUUCUGGGAGGCCGCGUCGGGCACGUGCAACCGCACGGUCAAGUACCCGGACUCGGUAGGCUGCUUCUCCCGUUGCAACCGCGCGAUUCCGAGCGCUCUACGCUGCGAGAUCGCUGCUCAACGCACAUGUGUCAUUUGACCUGACCUGCUCUGUUGCUAUUGCUAUUGCUAUUGCUACAGCAAGUGAACUGCCUGCAGAUCACGCCCGACAAGAAGUACAUUGCGGCCGCUGGGAACCCGCACAUCCGCCUCUUCGAGAUCAACAGCAACAACCCGAACCAUGUGACGAGCUACGACGGCCACGCCAGCAACGUCACGUCGCUGGGCUUCCAGCGCCACGGCAAGUGGAUGUACUCGUGCUCGGACGACGGCAGCGUCAAGAUCUGGGACCUGAGAGCCCCUGGAUGCCAGCGCAGCUACGACGCUGGGGUGCCGCUCAACUCGGUGGUGCUGCACCCGAACCAGGCGGAGCUGCUAGUCGGAGACCAGAACGGAUUCGUGCGCGUGUACGACCUCACGGCCAACGCCAUGGUGACCAAGCUGGAGCCGCCUACGGGAGACACGGGUGAGAGCAGCAUCCGAUCGGUGGACAUUGUUCGCGACGGCAGCGCGCUGGUGGCGGCCAACAACCACGGCAAGUGCUUCUUCUACCGCCCCAAGCCCGAAGGCCACUACGAGCUGCAUGGCUCCGUCCAAGCGCACAAUGGCUACAUCCUCAAGGCGAAGAUCAGCUCCAACGGCAAGUUCUUGGCCACGUGCUCGUCGGACAAAACGGCCAAGGUCUGGAGUCUGCCGGCGGUCAUGGCGGCCUCAGCUAACGGUGAAGUGGUCGAGCCGGAGAUGCACGGCAACGGAUCGAUGAGCUCGCAGAGACCGAUGAGCUCGUCCAGCGUGAGCUCGACGCUGGGCCCGACCGCUCCGCCUGUGCCGAGCAGCAGCGGGCUCAUCCACACGCUGCAGGGCCACCAGCGGUGGGUGUGGGACUGCGCGUUCUCAGCGGUGUCGUCGUACUUGGUGACCUGCUCGUCGGACCAGAGCGCUCGGCUCUGGGACCUGAGUCAGGGCGAGGCCAUCCGCCAGUACAGCGGCCACCACAAGGCUGUCAUCUGCGUGGCGCUCAACGACGCUGUCGCUGAGUAAAGGCCACGAGGCCGUAGAGGAGAGACCGAGUUAUAUGAAGAAGAAUCUGUGCAUGGAGUUUUGUUACGCUUUGUGAUGUCUGUGUACGGUAUCUACGUGAAGGUCUUCUUGGUCAUGAUGGCGUAGAACUCCUCGGCGUUGAUCUCUCCGUCCUGGUCCGUGUCUGCGCGCUCGAUCAUCUCGAGCAGCUCGGCGUCCGUCAUGGUCUCGCCCAGCUCCUUGGCCACGCGCUUGAGGUUGCGCAGCGAGAUUUUGCCCGUCUGGUCGUCGUCGAACAGGUUGAAGACCUUCUGGAUGUCCUCUCUCGAGUCCUUGUCACUCUGCCAUUGGCACAAACACACAAACAACACACACACCAGGAAAUCAGUGAGCACUAAUCCCCCCUCCAACCCACCGAGAGACAGCUCGCGCACUGACCAUCUUGGCGGUCAUCAUGUCGAGGAACUCCUCGAAGUCGAUGGAGCCGCUGCCGUCCUUGUCGAUGUCGCCGAUCAUCUGGUAGAUGGUCUGGUUCUUGGCCUCGAAGCCCAGCGACUGCAUGGCCGCCUUGAGCUCCUUGGGGUCGAUCGUGCCGCUGCCGUCCGUGUCGAAGAGGUUGAAGGCCUCGCGGAUCUCCUCGAUCUCCUCCUCGCUCAGGCCCGGCCGCUCGUACGUCUUGGCGUUGCGCUUCUGCGAGAUGCGGCGGGCCAUGGCGGUCGUUAACUUCUCUACUACUCACUGUAGCCACUCGCGAGCGUGGGGCGUUCUCGGAAGUGCCACGGCCGGGAGGUAGCAAGAGGCGCCGUCUUGCUUGCAGCUCCUCGUCGUCGUUAUUAUCUUCCAGCAGGUGGGGUAACCGCCGCGCAAUAAGGCGCGCGAUUGGGCGAAAAGGCGCGUACUAAAUCUAUUAUUGGCGGAAAGUCGCAAUCCGUGUUCAAUUGGUGUAAAAUGAAUCUUUUCCGGCGAAUCAGCGCCCGCUUCUUUUCUCGUUUCCGCAUUUUCUCUUUAGCGCCUGAGCGGCCUAAUCACUUGCCGCCACAUGGAGGCUCCGACAACGCGGCGCGCGGCGACGACAAGCCGCGCGGGCUUCGCGAGCGCGCGCAUGCUGGAGGCGCAGCGCGCGUUCCAGAGCGUGGUGAAGCAGGAGCUGCAGCUGCUGCUGGAGGGCGGCACGCGGCGCGAGGACGCGGUCAAGCUGCUGCUGCGGCGCAUUGUGGCCAGCACGGAGCCGCCCGAGGCCGCGGCCGUGCGCGGCGUGAUGCGCCAGUUCCAGAUGAACUACGACGACGCGGUGCGCGCGCUGAUUGUGAAGCAGGAGCUGGGGCGGCUCAAGCGGCAGGGGCUGGACUCGUUCGCGGCCAUUGAGGAGCUCACGCGGAAGAUGAGGAGUCGGGAGGUAGAACAGGGCGCAGAAGAGGCAGAACGCGAGGAGAAGCAAGUAGAACAGAUGGCGGAGGAGGUAGACCGCAAGGACAUUUUGGUUGAAGAGAAAGAAGAAGAGAACGAGGAGGAGGAAGAAGAAGAAGAGGAAGAUGAAGAACGUGAAGAAAAAGAAGAAAAUGCGGCAACUCAUGAAGAGACGGAGAGUGACGGCCGAGAGACUGCUAAGUCGCAGUCCGAGACGGCGAUGCCCGCGGCCGAGAUGGCGUCGCCGACGUCGGAGAAGGACGGAAACGAGUCCUCGCUGUCGCUGUGUCAACGCAUCGGUCAGGUGUCCAUCUCGUCGGGUAACACGCCCGAGAGAGACUCGGCAGACGACCGUGACGACGACCAGGGGACCAAUGAAGACACUGAUGGAGAGGAGAACGAGUCGGCUGGAGAGAAGAACAAGACGGUGUUCAAGUCGCCCUUGAGGGUCCGAAGCCCAUCGAACAGCAAUCUCGCGGAUCUCACGCCGCAGUCGCGUAAGCGCCGAGCCGCCUUCGGAAUUCAGUAUGAUUCCGCCAGUAAUAGUCGUAACAGCAGCAGCGGACGCAGCGUCAAGCCGCUGUUUCCGAGUCUGAAGAAGCAGAAGCUGUGCGCUGAAGUAGGUGACGGAUUUCUGCAGGUCGUCACACGCAAGUCCAAGCCCACGUCGUCGAGUUUAUCGAAGAGCGCAGCAGCAGCAGGAUUGUCCGGGCCGUCGCCGACUGGUAGCAAGGGUGGCGGGUCUACGCGGAGCGAUCACAGCUCCAAGAACUUACACAAGCGGCAACGAGUGAGCCCGACAGGAAUGCAAGACGACGACGAGUCUCCCAUCGCAGAAGAGCUUCGUGUAUCCCACGUCCAUCAUCGACAUCACGCACACCACCACCAUAGCAAGCGCCAGAAGAGCGGCAGCAGCCACUGAUCGCCGGGAUAUUCCGAGCGACGACAAGCAAGUGAGCGAGCGAGCGAGAGAAUACGAGCCUAAUUAUUUCCCUUCUGUAAAACCUUUUGAAGAUGUAGAAAAGCUAGGAUGAGAGAGUGAAGAAGAAAUGGAGACGCUGAGCGAAGACAGCACAGCGCGUUUGGAAACGGCAAGACGUUUCUGCUUACUUUUGUACAAGAAUGAGCUGCGUUGAAGACGAGAGGCAAGGCAAAUUCAACUUGUAGGAAGAUAACAUGAAUGCGUAUUUGUAUCAAGGUGAAGUUGCUCUAUCCGUUGCUCGAUCCCUUGCUGCUCAGUCGCGGAAGUGGCGAGUGGCACUCGGACGCAGAUCGAUGCCGCGUUCGUGCAGUUCCUGCAUCAGUUGCAUGAACUCGCCUACCGAGACCUUCACCGCUCGGUUCGAAGUGAGCCCACUAGCUUCCAACGCAGCCUCAACACGGUCCGUAACAGCUUGGUGCUUGUCUUCCCCUUCGGCCAGUGUUUCCUCCUUCACCACGUACUGCGACCGCGCCGUCUUGGCAAGCAGCAACGCUCUCAGCGUCUUGUUCUUGCGCUCGAAGCUCAAUCUCAAUAGCGCGUCAAACUUCUGGAAAAAGAGCUCAUCCACCGGCAGAGCUGGCGUUGACGCUGCCCGCGGUGCGAGUUUGAUCACCCUCGAGUCGACCUUGGGCGGCGGCAAGAAGUGCUCCCUGGGCACCUUCACCACCGACGUCACAUCGGCGACCAGCGCCGUGUUGGCGCUCAGUCGACUGUAGUUCUUGUUACCGGGCUGUGCCAGCAGCCGCAGCGCAAACUCCUCCUGCACCAGCAGCACCGCGCACUUGAACGUCGUCGGGAAGCGGUGCAUGUAGCUCGAGAGUCUGGACACC
Messenger RNA from Phytophthora sojae, 4530 nucleotides. RefSeq lists its product as hypothetical. The record is from RefSeq and is a predicted model, not a curated record. Gene Ontology annotation, molecular function: protein binding. Gene Ontology annotation, cellular component: TORC2 complex; TORC1 complex. The transcript has a single exon. Bases 541 to 1332 code for a protein of 263 amino acids. NCBI's taxonomy places the organism in Eukaryota, Oomycota, Peronosporomycetes, Peronosporales, Peronosporaceae. Gene Ontology annotation, biological process: regulation of actin cytoskeleton organization; TOR signaling.